This is a messenger RNA of Oxyura jamaicensis (ruddy duck), 1099 nucleotides long. It is a transcript of the gene SNX11, whose product is annotated as sorting nexin 11. The coding region runs from base 106 to 768 and encodes 220 amino acids. Gene Ontology annotation, molecular function: phosphatidylinositol binding. The record is from RefSeq and is a predicted model, not a curated record. Gene Ontology annotation, biological process: intracellular protein transport. The transcript is spliced from 6 exons. Lineage: Eukaryota; Metazoa; Chordata; Aves; Anseriformes; Anatidae.
GUCCCUCGGGGUCUGCGGGAGGUCCUGAAGACUGAGGGCUUGGUCUCACCUUACUAAAUCCUCUGUCCCCUGUGCAGAUGUUUCCCUCUGGGCUCUGGCUCUAGGAUGUUGGAGGGCCGAGAGGAGGAGCUGACCACGGUGCGUGUCCAAGACCCCCGGGUGCAGAACGAAGGCUCCUGGAACUCCUACGUGGAUUACAAAAUCUUCCUCCACACCAACAGCAAGGCCUUCACUGCCAAGACCUCAUGUGUGCGGCGCCGGUACCGUGAGUUUGUGUGGCUGAGGCGGCAGCUCCAGAAGAAUGCUGGCUUGGUGCCUGUCCCGGAGCUGCCUGGGAAAUCCGCCUUCUUUGUGGGCAGCACAGAUGAAUUUAUCGAGAAGCGGAGACAGGGACUGCAGCAGUUCCUGGAAAAGGUCGUGCAGAACGUGGUGCUGCUCUCCGACAGCCGGCUGCACCUCUUCCUGCAGAGCCAGCUCUCGGUGCCCGAGAUAGAGGCGUGCGUGCAGGGCCGGGGCGCGCAGACGGUGACGGACGCCAUCCUGCACUACGCCAUGUCCAACUGCGGCUGGGCGCAGGAGGAGGAGAGCCGCCCCGGGCUGCUGCCGGGGGGGGACCUGCGCGGCAGCUGUGCCAGCCGGGGGGGGCCACAGGGGCCCAGCUGCCUGGAGACCCUCCCGCACUGGAGCGACUUUGGCAUGGAUGAGAGCCACUUGGACAGCCCGGCUGAGCCGGCCGAGCCCUUGGGCGGACCGCAGGAGAUGCAGUAGAUGGCUCUAGCGACCUCGCCUGCCUUCCCCGGGACCUGCAGCCCUCGCUGGAGGAGGGACCGCCGGCCGAGCCGCAGGGAUGGUCGGGCCGGGACUGGGGCUGCACUGGGAACGCAGCCUUGUCCUGGCUCUGUGGGGUCUGGGGCUCAUGGGCUCUCUCCCUGCUGACUCUCAGCUGUCCUCCGUGUCCCAGGCAGCGUGUUCGCGUAGCUUUUCUCUUCAGAGAGGGGAUCUAGUGAUUAGUGAAACCUGUGUUUGUUGUUCCCGUGACCUUUGCUCUGUGAGCGGAGCAGCAGCAGGGCUUGGUCAGGUUGUGGUGGCAGCAAGGCCC